Messenger RNA from Impatiens glandulifera, 642 nucleotides. Its product is annotated as germin-like protein subfamily 1 member 7. The record is from RefSeq and is a predicted model, not a curated record. Gene Ontology annotation, molecular function: manganese ion binding. The transcript has 3 exons. Gene Ontology annotation, cellular component: cell wall. Bases 1 to 642 code for a protein of 213 amino acids. Lineage: Eukaryota; Viridiplantae; Streptophyta; Magnoliopsida; Ericales; Balsaminaceae.
AUGGCUUUCACACUUUCUCAUGCUUCUGAUCCUAGUUCUCUCCAAGACUUCUGUGUAGCUGUUGAUGAUCCUAAAAAUGGAUUGUUUGUGAACGGAAAGUUCUGCAAGAAUCCAAAUCUUGUUUCGGCUGAUGAUUUUCUAUACCGAGGACUCAACAAGGCCGGGAAUACAGCAAAUCCACUUGGAUCAGUUGUAACUCCAGUUAAUGUUGCGCAACUAAAAGGUUUGAAUACUCUUGGAAUCUCGGCAGCUCGUAUCGAUUUUGCGCCUUAUGGAUUGAAUCCACCCCACACGCACCCACGUGCCACGGAGGUACUUGUUGUCUUGGAAGGAACCCUCCUUGUGGGAUUUGUAACUUCCAACAUUCCUAAUCAAAAAAACAAACUAUUCACAAAAACAUUAUACCCCGGAGAUGUUUUUGUGUUCCCAGAAGGUCUCAUUCACUUCCAACAGAACGUGGGUAAAACAAAUGCAAUCGCGUUUGCCGGUCUAAGCAGCCAAAACCCAGGUGUUAUUACCAUUGCCAAUGCUGUGUUUGGUUCGGAUCCUAAAAUCUCUGUCGAUGUCCUUUCCAAGGCAUUUCAAGUAGACAACAAUUUGAUCAACUAUCUACAAUCUCAAUUCUGGUGGGACAACAACUAA